GUAUUGGUGAUGCCUCCAGGGGUAUAUAUACGACGAGCGCUGCGGGGCUUGAUAAACACUUGCCCAUCAGCGAUUACUGCUGCACCAUGUAUACGUCACUGAUAGCCGUGAUCGCGUUGGCUGGCUGCGUGGCAGCGGCUCCUGCGGAGGAAGUGGUCCCGAUCGUCAGUCAAAGCCAGGAGGGUCCGAACCCGGACGGUUCUUACAAAUGGAGCUACGAGGCCGGGAACGGGAUCAAGGCGCAAGAGGAGGGCCAGCUGGAGAACGCGGGCCAGGAGAACGAGGCGAUGAACGCGCAGGGCAGCUUCAGCUACCCUAGCGACGACGGCCAACAGAUCUCGUUGACGUAUGUCGCGAACGCCGAAGGUUUCCAACCGCAGGGCGCUCACCUGCCUACAACACCCGAGAUCCCGCCGCUCAUUCAGAAAGCGCUCGACUGGAUAGCGGCGCACCCGUCCAAGGAGGACCAGAACCAGGUGUAAACGGUACGGAUGCCCAUCGUCAGUGAUCUCACCGAACCCCUUUUUCGUAACUCUGUUCUACCGACGAGUCGCUUCCGUCGUCGCUUCUCGCUCCUCCCACGGCUCUAACGAAACGCGUAUAUACUCUGGUUCAAUCUGUUGUAAAUAUUUAUUGUGUACUUACGGAGAUAUGUAUGUUGUAUCAAUGUAUCGUAUAUUAUAUUGUUUAUUAUGUAUUGCGUAUUAUGUCGCACAUGCGGGCGCAGGCAUCUACCACGAGCUACGACGUUCCAGGUGAUCGUUCUCGUGUAUAUGCCGCGGCGCAUACGGAAUAAACGUUGCAAUUCAAGAGAGAGAGAGAGA
Messenger RNA from Megalopta genalis, 824 nucleotides. RefSeq names its product cuticular protein 22. The record is from RefSeq and is a predicted model, not a curated record. NCBI's taxonomy places the organism in Eukaryota, Metazoa, Arthropoda, Insecta, Hymenoptera, Halictidae. Gene Ontology annotation, molecular function: structural constituent of chitin-based larval cuticle. Gene Ontology annotation, cellular component: chitin-based extracellular matrix.